Molecule: messenger RNA, 1791 nt
Organism: Lottia gigantea (owl limpet)
Lineage: Eukaryota; Metazoa; Mollusca; Gastropoda; Lottiidae
Exons: 13
Coding region: 1-1791 (596 amino acids)
Biological process (GO): carnitine metabolic process, CoA-linked
Cellular component (GO): peroxisome
Molecular function (GO): carnitine O-acetyltransferase activity
Source: RefSeq, a predicted model, not a curated record
AUGUUCUCUAUACAAGACUCCCUACCCACUCUUCCUGUCCCCCCUCUAGAUCACACCCUAAAUAAAUAUCUAAAGAGUAUUGUACCACUUGUUUCACCUGAUGAAUAUAAAUAUACAGAAAAGGUUGUGUCAGAGUUUCAAAAACAUCCUGGACCAAUUCUACAGAAAUUCCUGGAAGAAAGAGCUGCUGGUACCAAUAACUGGCUGUCAGAAUGGUGGAAACAUGUAGCCUAUUUGGAUUUCCGUGCUCCAGUCGUAGUCAACUCUAAUCCAGCUGUUAUUUUCCCUAAACAAAAUUAUCAGGGUACAGAAGGAAAAUUACGAUUUGCUGCGAGGCUGGUAGCUGGUGCUUUACAAUAUAAACAAGGAAUAGAUAAUCAGACAAUACCAGUAGAAACUCUAGGUGGUAAACCAUUGUGUAUGAGUCAAUAUUAUAAGAUAAUGUCAGCUUGUAGAAUACCAGGGCCUAAAAUAGAUACUCAUUAUUGUUUUACUCCCGGCUCUAUCAAUCCACCUCGACAUAUUAACGUUCUUCAUAAUAAUCAGAUAUUUUCGUUAGAUGUGUAUGGUAAGGAAGGUGAUGUAUUGAAUAUAGAUCAGAUCUAUGAGGGUUUAAUGUCUAUAGUGAACCAGUCACAGACCCCUGUACCACCAGUAGGAAUAUUCGGUGUACAGGACAGAAAGACUUGGUCUGAUGUUUAUAAUAAACUUCGUAAAGAUAAGAAGAACAAGUCUAACUUUGAGAAUAUAAACCGCAGUAUAUUUGUGUUGUGUUUAGAUGGUGCCAUGCCCCAGGGUAAGGAUGAGGGUGAAGAUAAAUCUAUCAGCUGUAAAGAGAUGUUAUAUGGAGGUGGUAGUCAGUAUUUCUCAGGAAAUCGCUGGUUUGAUAAAACACUUCAGUUUAUAGUAGGAGACGAUGGUAGAUGUGGAUUAAAUUAUGAACAUACGACAGCUGAAGGACCUGCUAUAGCGGCCAUCAUGGAUCAUGUCCUAGCUUUUAUAGAAAGAUAUGAUAAAAAAGACGAGGGAGCAGGGGAAGUAACACCACCAGUAAAACUAGAAUUUACCCUAACCAAUGAUAUAUUAGAUGAUAUUGAGAAGGCUAAAGAUGCUGCUGAUAGAUUUGCUGAUGAUUUAGAUAUUUGUACACUAACAUUUAAAGAUUAUGGUAAAAAUUUCCCGAAAUCUGUUAGAAUGAGCCCUGAUGCCUUUAUUCAGAUGGCGUUUCAACUGGCUUAUUAUAGAAUGUACAAUGAACCAUGUGCUACGUAUGAAACAGCGUCAUUAAGAAGAUUUCAGGAAGGUCGUUCAGACACUAUCAGAUCCUGUUCUAUUGAGUCGUAUAAUUUUACUCAAGCUAUGGAUGAUUCUAGUGUAGAUAACGAGAGGAAAGUAGAGUUGUUACGUAAAGCUGUACAGGCUCAUAGAGAUUAUACAGACCAGGCUAUCACUGGUAAAGUAAUAGAUCGUCAUCUACUAGGAUUAAAACUAGCUGCUAUAGAGAAAGGUUUAGAUGUUCCUAAACUUCAUAUGGAUAGUUCAUAUAACACUAGUACCUAUUUUAAACUCUCUACUAGUCAGGUUGGUGCUCGUUUUGAUGCUGUGAUGUGUUUUGGCCCGGUGGUACCUGAUGGUUACGGACUAUGUUAUAAUCCACAAGAAAAACAAUUAAACUUUUCAAUCUCAGCCUAUAAUAACUCACCUGAAACAUCUUCUAUUAAAUAUAAAAAUAUGUUAGAAAAAUCUCUUAAAGAUAUGCAAAAAAUCAUUCCCACUCCAGCUAAAUUAUAA